Manduca sexta (tobacco hornworm) is the source of this 5390-nucleotide messenger RNA. RefSeq lists its product as uncharacterized. The transcript has 5 exons. Lineage: Eukaryota; Metazoa; Arthropoda; Insecta; Lepidoptera; Sphingidae. The record is from RefSeq and is a predicted model, not a curated record. Bases 325 to 840 code for a protein of 171 amino acids.
UGUGUGAUUUGAGAUCCCAAGGUUUUCAAUUUUCAUUUGACGUCAGUCGUCAAAUCGUCAAUCAAAGGGAAGGAAUAUAACCAUUACCUUUCAUCAAUAAUAUUGUCAAACCCCGGGAAAUCGCACAAAUAAACAAGCGCCGUUUAGUUUUGCUUUUGCAUAACGGUAACGUUAGUAGUCAAAACAUAAUUAAUUAAUUGUGCUCAUUUUGAUAAAAAAACUAAUAGUGAAGUGCGAACUGGUUGGUGGUUGCUAUACUGUAUACAUUAUAUUUACGUACUGUGAGUGAUCUAUCAGCCGGUAGCUGAACAGACAGAGGCGGAGAUGGCGUUGCUGCACGUCACCUCGUUCUGCUGGUGCAUGGGGCUGGAGGUCGGCGCCAAGUUCAUCGGCGUUAUGCAUCUGGCGGUGUCGCUGGUGAUGAUGAUCGUGUGCUCGAUAUUCGCGGAGGAGGCGCGCUCGUACGUGGGCACGGCGGAGGACGCCGGCGACGGUCUGUACUCGGCGUGGUACCGCAUCGCCGUCGGAGUCGCCGUGCUCUCCGUCAUGCACGUCUUGCUUGCCUUGCUACUGCUCUUCUCCGUGUUGAAGCGUCUGUCGAGCGGGCUGCUGGUGUGGGUGUACAUCAUGCUGCUGCUGUCGGCGGCGGCGCUGCUGUACGCGGUGGUGAUGGCGGCGCUGCACGGCGUGUCCGGCUCCGGCUCCGAGAUCUUCCUCUCGUUCUUAGAAGCUGUGCUGUUCUUUGGUGUGGUGGGAUACUGUGUCCUCUGCGUGUACAGCUACUACCUGCUGCUGAAGAGCUCCGAGGAUAUGGAGGGACCCAACAAGACAGACUACUGAACGCAAUGUCCGGCUCGAAGGACCACGGGGCGGAUAAUGGUUGAUUUACCAGUACCGGCCCUGCAUUAAGAAACGGGAUGUGUAUGGAUUUCUAAUGUUACAAUACUAAAGGAUAAUAUUUGUCGAAUUACUUUUGGGGUAGUAGACACACUACACAAUAUAUUAUCUAUCUAUUUAUAAUAAUGGAUAGGUAUACUAUAAGGGGAGUAAAAGUAACAGCAUUUACCUGGUCCUUCUCAAAUUUAAAUUACUUAAUGUUUUGGGUUCUUUAAUUUUAUUUUUGACUGCCUGUUUUGGGGUCAGGGUUGUCUUUUUAAAACGUUACCUAAACUUUUGACGUACUGAGAUGUGAAUAUUGCAUUUCUAUUUUGCACUGGGUGCACUUUUUAUAUAUUUACUUCAAUUUUGUGUUAAGUUUCUUAUUGUUAAUUUGAGCCAAAGGCUCUGAGGUUAAGUAUGGUUGAGAUAUAAAAUCUACUUCAGUUUACUAUAGGUGCGACUUCAAAAUGGAAGUUUAGAAAUUAUUAUUACAGAAGCGACCGUGUUUGAAGAGAUUCGCCUGAAACAUAUUCAAAUAUAUUUUUAACCAAUUUUAAGUGAAAGUUUGUUUUAUAUUCAAUUUUAACAUAUAUGAUGUAUGUACUGUGAGGAAUUAUCCAGUUAACAGGAAAGCAUAUUUGGAUAUGAAAAGUCAUAGGAACAAAAUUACUAUCUAGUCUUUUGUUAAUUCUUAAAAUAAGAAUCACUUGAAAAGUAAAGCGUCAGAAAUAAUAUCCAAGAAUUAUUAAGUCGAUCUAAUGUGUCAUAAAUGUUCAUAAUUAGUCAUUGAGCUUUAUUGUCUUAUAAGUUACGAAUAUUAACUUGAACAUUGCGAAAUAAGACCUAAAUAAUAGUUAUUUUGAAGCAAAGAAGAAUGUUCUUUAUGCUAUCUCGAGCCACAUUACGAGAGUCCUCAUUCUGCUAAUCUACUUAUAAUGGUUCUCGCGACGUCUGUGUACGUCACAUUAUAUACGUCUAACGUCUGCGUACGUCGUGUACGUUGCGUUACAUACGCAUUAAGGUGUUUUUCGGCUAUUUGAAUUCAAUAGUUAAAAACUGUCAAGAAGUAUGUCAAUAUUAUAGGUGGGUAAUAAUCUCGAAGAAUAAGUUAUUCUCUAUAUUCGUAGUGGUCUGGGUCCUGAUUCUAUGCUAGAGGCAAUUUUGACAGUACAUAAUGUAACGUCAACCAAACUUUUUAUUUAUUUAUCUCGACAUACAACUAUUUUAUAGAUAAUACCCAAUGCAAUAGCAUAGUACAAUAGUUACUAUAUUUUAUAAUUACUUACUAUUACAUAAGCGGCCGAUGUGAAUUUCGUCAAAGAUUUAGCAGCGGUGGUCGGUUGGUUGGUUAAAAAUAUAGUACAGUCCGCAUAAACAAAACUCAAGCAUUUAACGCAACGCAUCGCGUUCUUGGGAUUUGAUAUUGGCAUACAGAAUACCAUUCUAUGAUAAUUUCAUGACAAUAAAGGUAACACGGCCGCAUAAGUUUACAUUGUCAAAGUAUAAGUCUCUUGCGGCUUCGGGAAUCAGGGCUCUGUUGUCUAUGUAUGUUAUAGUUGCCUAGUUUAUACAGAUAUUGUAAUGACGUAUAUAGACGUAUGGAUUUUUUAUAUUUAUCGCUUUUCGUAUACAUCGUGUAGUGUAUGCGUUGCUUAUAUAUUUCUUAUUGACUCCAGACAAUAAAUAGUGACGUGCCUACUUUUCAUAAAUAUUGCCUAGACGUAUCAUGACGUCUUGAAUUUUGCAUGCCGUAAACUAUCUAACGUAUAUUUUCUUUAUAUAAUUUUAUUUUAUUUAUAUAAUUUUAAGUUGUGACUUACGCGUAUUUAUAUGAAUUUUUAGUAACAAAUAAUAAACUUGUUAGCUAUUUUGCUAUUUGAAAUAUUUCUAGUUCAUCAAUUAUAAAUGAUGUGAAAAUCACAAUAGUUACCUGUUCAUAUAAAACCCAUAUAAAUUUAAAUGCUUAAUGUUUGUGUAGGCUUUAUGAUUACUUAAAAGUAAGUGUUGCUUAUUUAGAAUUAAAUGUAGCAUCUAAACAAACGAACCUAUUAUAUAGCAUUUAUUAUUGUUACUUAAUGGUAGCAAGUUGGUGUGAAAGAAAUAUGCCUUUUGUAUACUACGAUAUCUUAUGACACGACGUGAUAAGACGUUUUCAUAGAAAGUCAUUUUCCGGUGACGUACAAAUACGUGUGACAAGAUUUUACUUAAAUAUUAUCUUAAAAAUAAAAAUAUUGUCUUAAAAUUUGAGGCGUAGAUUUUUUGAAAAAUAUAUUAAAUAUUUUAAUAGUUUUUUAUGUUUUUAUGAAAAAUUGGUUAUACACUUAUUUGUUAUGAUACUUCUGAUUAUUUCACGUGAUACAAUUUAUAAAAAUACGAAUUACUUGUCCGUGCCAAUGAGUGGUCUUUUCUCAGAACAUUUUGAAUGCCUUUUUAUAACGUGCCUAUAUUGAUAUACUAAUAAAAACGUAUGAAUUUUAUGUAGUUGAAGUCUCAAAAAUAAGUUAUUAUGCGAAACGUCUAAAUGGCAAAUAAAGUAAUAAAUCUUAAUUCAACUAUAGGUAAACCGCCAUUUUUAAUAAAUCCCAAUGGUAUUUUUUUUCGAUUUAUUUCAACAAUGGACCAAUUAGAUAUUUUUUUUGACAUGAUUACAAAUGAAUUAUUGUUAUUGGUUCAUUCUCGGAAUCGGAUUGAAGAUUGAGAUUGGGAUCGUGUAUUGAAAACGGCUGUUACUUGAUUGCGAGGUUAACUUAUCUCAGGGCAACAAGAACAAAGCAGGAUGUUGAUUAAAUACAUUGGGAUUGAAGUAAACUGUUUAGAAGUUUGGUGCAAUUACUUAUGAAUCUUCCCGCUAAUGACUUGACCAUAGAUAAUAGUGUACUUAAUGCAAGUGUUGCAAACAAUUUGUAAACAAUAAGGUACUAGUAUCUUAUGUGUAGUUAUCUAUACGUACACUGUUGGUUUUUGGAAUCAUUAUGAUAAUGUUUCCAGAAUUUUUGGAAUAACGCCUAAACUAUAGUCAGGGAAGGCAGUAACCAAAAAUAUGUAAACAAGUUGUCCCCUCAGUAUAAUAUAUUAGUCGAUUUUUCUUUCUCUAUUCUAGUUUAUGGUAUUUAUACUGAUGGAGCUAUAAUGAAACUGAUUUGUCGUGAUUGGCGCCGAGCCAGUGCUGUACCUAUAGGGGGGCCCUGUAUGUUUGUGGGAGGCUUCAGACUAGUGCGAUGUGUGUGCGCCCGCGCGAGUCGCUCGCCGCUGUGGCGCGAGAGGGACGGCUACAGCUCCACGGGUGUGUAUCAUUCUCACGGCUGACACUGUGAAGCUACACUCCAGCGGCGAGUGUAGGCAUUGUUGGGAAUCUAAUUAUAACUAAAAAUAGAUUUUUCGCUUUAUUUUUCUUUCUCUGAAUAUUAUGUAGCCUUUUAAAGAUUUAGAGAAGAAUGGGUCUAUUCAUAAUAAUUAUUAUAUUAGAAAAAUGAACCUCUUUUACAAAUAUGUACUUAGGUUGACACCUGCAAAACGAGCCUCGAGUGAGGGAGAUGAAACGACUGUGUGGUGAAAUACUUUUCUUUUUGCGGGUUUGUAGCGUCAUUCUCUACGACUUUAGGCCGCACGAUCGCUUUGUCUCUCUCACACAUUUCUCCAUCGGCAGCUCUACACAGUCCAAUAUUCAAAGACUACUGAAUACAUUUUACUUACAUUUUGGACUGACGUAUAUUUGAUACUUGUUCUCUGUCUCUCAGCCAGAGAGAUUAUAAUAAAAAUAUUUAUACUAUGAAAUAUAAUUAUAAUGAAAUGUAUACUAGUGAUUGUAAUUCAAUAUAUUGGCCACAUACGAUUUGCGAAUGAUUUAAAUAAUUUUGAAGCUGUUGAUUAAUUAUACAGGGUCAUUUUGAGAUCGUGUUACUAAAUGAAACCACAUACUUAUUUACUUAGAAAUAACACUACAAUAAGUUAUUUGAGCCGUACAUGUAAAAUAAAAAAAAGUGUAAGUUUCGAACAAAAUAAAUAUUAAUAAAAAGUAAUUUUCAAUAUUACGCGCCCUAAAGCCACUACUACUACUCUAAGAGAAUUGGUUGCAGCGGCAACAUUGUCUUUCAGGCAGAAAUACAUCCACGCACACGCCAUACUCUUAUUAAACUACAAAAUGAUCAGCAAAUCAGAAAACUAAAAUCAGGAUUUUUCGCGAAAACAUUAGUUAUUAAUGGCACAACGUCCGCAAAGGUGAAGACGAGAAUGUAGUUUCAUUUAGUAACGCUAUGACAAAAUGAUUAUAUAUUCUUGUAAGUGAAUUUAAAAUAAUUUGUCCAUAUAUAAAAGUCUUGCGUGUGAGUAUAUAUAACACUCAAACCCGAAACAAAUGUUAACAAAUUAUAAAUAUAACUAUUUUUUCUAAUUUUUCCUGUACAAAAGACCGUGAACCUGCCGAAAACUAUUUAUAAGCUAGUUCUAAAUGCGUAUUGUAUAUUUUGCGACGCUAUAUUAAAUGUGCUAAUUUUGGCUUUGUUGUGCCAAAA